This is a messenger RNA of Lineus longissimus, 1212 nucleotides long. RefSeq lists its product as uncharacterized. The coding region runs from base 122 to 478 and encodes 118 amino acids. Lineage: Eukaryota; Metazoa; Nemertea; Pilidiophora; Heteronemertea; Lineidae. The record is from RefSeq and is a predicted model, not a curated record. The transcript has 3 exons.
AAUAAGUGAACACUAUUGCCAGGGAACCCGUCGUACAAGUCAUAUCCUCAAGAACUCAAUUCAUCACUCGGCCGUCCGUAAAGGCGUUGGCUUUCGUUCACCCGUUGAGAUUUUAAUCAAAAUGAAGUUGGUGCUUUGUCUUAUCGUUGCGGCAGUGUUUGCACUAGUCGUUGUCUCUGCCGACGAGCCGGAUUCCUUUUCUGAUUUUGCCGAAAAUCUAGAUGCAUUCGAUUUCCCUGAAGAGCUGGAAAAACGACAUAACGAAGACGAGUUCGGCGGCUGUAACGCAAGCGGCAACAAAGUCAAGAUUUCAAAGUCAGGCAAAGUCACCGAGAAGGCCUGCGUUGGAGAGUGGUCAUCCUGGACCCGGUGCCGACCGUGGAGGAAGGUCUCUAAGAGGGUGACGUGUAAGGUCGAGGACAAGAAGACGAAAAAAUGCAAGGAGCUUGAUGAGGAGGAGCGUCCCUGCAAGCGUUAAAUAAGUGCAGAUAGUUGGACUCACUUUGGACAGUGUUUGUAGCUUACUCGUUUUCGUUUCGAAGGAAAAUAACAGCGCUGGUGAACUCGCGCUCAGCAUUGUUUGCUAACAGUGACGUUUUGAACAUUGUGCGUCAGUUGAAUUUCAGAUAAAGUUACGCAAUAAACCAGAUGCGGAAGGUUCUCAGGGCUGUUGUUAGCGACUUCGAUUUGAAAACAUUGGCAUCGAUAAGUGCUUCUUGCACCAUAUUCAUUUGUUUGAAUGACGGCCUGAUAAAGUGGGAACGUAGAUAGCACCACGGUAUUAAACAAACGUUCCACAAUCAAUGCAGACCAGUCACUUUGUGAAAUCGGCAAUGAAAUGCGAGAUGGCGGCAUGGUUAUCUCUUGGGUCUAUUUGUUGAAAACAUACUAAACGCUUGCGUUAACUUAACAUAGCGUUAUCUCCUUCAGUUAAGCCCUUUAGACUUAACGCCAAGUUAAGUUAACGCCAGCGUUAGUGAUAACACCUGUUUUGGCAACUGGGGCAUGAAUAUGAAGAAGCUAUCAAUAAUACACGAACAAGUUGCAGAUCUGGAUGCGUGUUGUGAAACCAUGUAUGCAAUGAAGCGAAUGUUUUUCUCUGUAGUGGAAUUAAUACUGUAUUAGGUAUUCAUAUUGUGUGUAAGAGUCGAUGAUUAAGGACUAAGCUACCAAAUAUUGUAAAAAGACGAGAUUAAAACUUACGUUAUUGUA